AUGUCCAAGAUCAGGCGGAAAGUCACAGUGGAGAAUUCAAAGACCAUUUCAGACUCAAGCAGCUCCGCACCCCUCCCUCCCUCCUCCAGGCGCCCCAGUGUGUUUGAAAGGCUGGGACCCAGUACGGCGGGCCCUGCUGCCGAGAGUCAGUGUAGAAAUUGGCUGAAAACCGGAAGCUGCAGCUACGGAACCACGUGCCGUUACACACAUGGACCUCAGCCGCGCGGCAAAUUCAGCUUCAGUCUGUCUGCGGAGAGGCCCACCGGAGAUCUGCGCGAGAGGAUGAAAAACAAGAGACAAGAUGUGGACUCAGAGAAUGUGAAACGUGACGCAGACGAACCUCCAACCGCCACAACCAGAAGAGACUCGUCCAGAGGAAGACACAGAGAAAAAGAAGACAUUAAAAUCACUAAAGAGAGAACUCCCAACAGCGACGAAGAGGCUCCCGAGUGGGAGCAGAGCAGAGAAGACUCCGACAUCGGGGACUACGACUACGAGCUGUCCCUGGAGAUGAAGAGGCAGAAGAUCCAGAGAGAACUGCUAAAGCUGGAGCAGGAGAACCAGGACAAGAGAGACGAGAUGGUCUGCAAGAAGGAGGAGGGCGGAGGGAAGAGUCGGAGCGCAGGGCCGAGCAAGGAGUCUCCUGAGCCAAUCCGGUCGAAAGACUCUCCCCACAGAAAGCCCAGUUCUUCUCCCAAACACAAAGGCAGCGCCAAGACCUCCGGCUCAGGAAAGAAGGAGAAGAAGGCAGCAGCAGCAGCGGUGUCUCCGGGCACCGAGAGGUCGUCUAAAGGCGCCCACAGUAAGAAGAAGGGACCCCGCACCCCCAGCCCCCCUCCACCGGUGCCCCUGGAACUGCCGGUGAGUGGGAAGAAGCACAAAACCAAACACAAGAACAAGGAGAAGUCUGAGGAGAAGGUGAAGGAGAAGGAGCGUGAGAAGGAGGUGGAGAAACACAAGGAGAAGAAGGAGAAACGCCGAGAUCGAUGGGACAGUGCCCACAAGGCUAAACGUGUAGUGUCAUCAGAGGAGCGAUCGGGAAGUGCGUCUCCUCCUCCGACACAAAAGAAGAGCUCACCAAAGACCGCAGCAAAGGCCCAGAGAUCUCCACCGCGUCGGUCUGUGUCUCCUGCUCACUACCAGAGGUCCUCAUCUCCGGCCGCUCGUCACCGCUCUGCCUCGUCUCGCUCCUCCUCCCCCCUCCAGGAGCCCUCUCCGCCCCCGCCCAGACGCUCCGACCGACGCAGCCCAGCUAGGAGGCACUCCAGGGGCCGUGACCGGAGCCGAGAGCGGGACAGGAGCAGGGACAGGAGCAGGGACAGGAGCCGAGACCGGAGCCGGGACCGCAGUCGAGACCGCAGCCGAGACCGCAGCCGAGACCGCAGCCGAGACCGCAGCCGAGACCGCAGCCGAGACCAGAGCCGAGACCGAAGCAGAGAUCGUAGCAGAGAUCGUAGCAGGGACCGGAGCAGGGACCGGGACAAGAGCAGAGACAGAGACAGGAGUCAAGAAAGGAGCAGGGACCACAGCCGAGGCCGAGACCGGAGCAGAGGGGAGAGAGAACGCAGAGAUGAAAGCCGCUCCAAACGAGAUAAAGAUGGCGGCCGUGAAGAUCGUCACUUUGACUCCGAAUCACGAGAUGAGAGAGAAGGAAGGGAACGCCGUGAGUCAAACCGCGAAUCCCGUGAUAACCGGGAGCGAGAGGGCGCCGCAGAGCGCAGAGAACGGAAAGAUGAGCCAGACGACAGAAGCUACGGGCGCUCACACCGAGCUGAAGACAGAGAACGAGUGGAGAGAGGCGGGCGCAUUAGGGGCAGAGCCGAACCCCAGGACAAAGAACCGCAGCUGAAAGGAAUCGUGACGCGGCUCUUCUGUCGACAAGGAUUCUAUCUACAGAUGGCGCAAGACGGAGCGCUGGACGGCACCAAAGACGACAGCACUAACGCAACUCUGUUCAACCUGAUUCCAGUGGGACUGAGAGUUGUAGCCAUUCAGUCCAGCAAGACCGGACUCUACAUCGCCAUGAACGGGGAGGGCCAUCUGUACACAUCUGCCGGAGUCCAGAUGGGCAAUGCCUGCUGGGAGCUGUACUGCCUGGAGCACGGGAUCCAGCCGGACGGCCAGAUGCCCAGCGACAAGAUACGAGGAGGAGGAGACGACUCGUUCAACACCUUCUUCAGUGAGACUGGAGCUGGGAAGCACGUUCCUAGAGCUGUGUUCGUGGACCUGGAGCCAACGGUUAUAGAUGAGGUGCGCACUGGGACUUACCGACAGCUGUUCCACCCUGAGCAGCUGAUCUCUGGGAAGGAGGACGCUGCAAACAACUACGCCCGUGGCCACUACACUGUCGGCAAGGAGAUCAUCGAUGUUGUGCUCGACAGAACUCGUAAACUCGCCGACCAGUGCACUGGACUGCAGGGCUUUCUAAUCUUCCACUCAUUUGGAGGAGGCACUGGAUCCGGCUUCACCUCUCUGCUGAUGGAGCGCCUCUCUGUCGACUAUGGCAAGAAGUCCAAGCUGGAGUUUGCAGUUUACCCAGCUCCUCAGGUGUCCACUGCAGUAGUUGAGCCGUACAACUCCAUUCUCACCACCCACACCACUCUGGAGCACUCAGACUGUGCCUUCAUGGUGGACAAUGAAGCAAUCUACGACAUCUGCCGCAGGAACCUUGACAUCGAACGCCCCUCUUACACUAACCUGAACCGGCUGAUCGGCCAGAUCGUGUCCUCCAUCACUGCCUCUCUGCGCUUUGAUGGAGCUCUAAACGUGGACCUCACAGAGUUCCAGACCAACUUGGUGCCCUACCCUCAAACUGGAGCCGUUUUCACAUUUGGAAAGAGCAAGUUUGCAGACAACAUUCCCAGUAAGUUUUGGCUGAAGAACGACGUCCCGCUGAAAGUUGCCUGUGGAGACGAGCACACGGCUGUGAUCACAGACAAUGGGAAGCUGUAUGUGUUCGGCAGCAAUAACUGGGGCCAGCUUGGUCUGGGCUCCAAAGUGACUGUGAGCAAACCCACAUGUGUCAAAGGUACGUUCAAGAUCACAUCCUGUCCUUUCCUCUGA
Knipowitschia caucasica is the source of this 3063-nucleotide messenger RNA. Lineage: Eukaryota; Metazoa; Chordata; Actinopteri; Gobiiformes; Gobiidae. The record is from the annotation of a GenBank genome assembly.